Molecule: messenger RNA, 924 nt
Organism: Aspergillus calidoustus
Lineage: Eukaryota; Fungi; Ascomycota; Eurotiomycetes; Eurotiales; Aspergillaceae
Source: the annotation of a GenBank genome assembly
AUGGCUGCCGAGCAUUCAGAGUUUAAACUAUACAGAUAUGACCCUUCUAUUGGCGCAGCUGCCGUCUUCAUCAUUCUUUUCUUGGCCGCAGCGGGCAUCCAUACGUUUCAAGUAGUCCGAACAAGAGCAUGGUUUGUCAUGCCGUUUGUCGUCGGAGGACAUUGUGAGUCUUCAACCCUGACAACCGUUGCAGUCUCACCACUAAUCUAUAUCAACCCAGUUGAAUGGAUCGGCUAUAUUGGCCGCGCUAUCUCUGGAGACGAGGCCCCCAGUUUCACCGUAAAGCCUUAUAUCCUGCAAACCCUCCUCCUCCUCAUCGCACCCACCCUCUUUGCCGCAACUAUCUACAUGGAGCUUGGCCGGAUCGUACUCCUAACGGACGGAGAGGCAUACUGCUUUAUCCGCCGAACUUGGCUGACCAAGAUCUUCCUGGUCGGCGAUAUCAUCUCGUUCAUUAUGCAGGGCGCAGGCGGUGGGAUAAUGGCCUCCGGAACGCCCAGCGCCCUAACAACCGGCGAGAACAUCAUAAUUGGCGGCCUCGUUGUGCAACUGAUCUUCUUCUCGCUCUUCGUCAUAACGAGCAUAAAAUUCCACCUAGGGCUAGGGAAUGCUCCAUCACGCAAAGUCCUUCACUCCCAACCACCCUGGGAGCGGCAUAUGUAUGCCCUGUACGGGGGGAGCGCGCUGAUCUUUGUCCGAUCACUGUUCCGAUUAAUCGAGUAUGCGCAGGGGAAUGACGGGUAUCUAGUAUCACACGAGGUAUACCUGUAUAUCUUCGAUGCAGUGCUCAUGGUGCUGGUUAUGGUUCUCUUCGCCUGGGUGCAUCCGAGUGAGGUGCAUGCGCUGCUGACGCCGGGGGGUCGGGGGAAGGCUGCUGAACGGGUGUUUUGGUUGAAGAUGGAGGGUGGUGAGAGCUUGCCGUAG